AUGGUCAAUCUUCAUCUCCACGGCGAUCCUAUUCGCUCGUCAUAUGAAAGGACAUUGCCCGAACUCAGCACUUUGUGGACUUCAACUCUGGUUCCAUUUCCAUCGUACCUCAACAUGAUCGGUAUAGCAGGUACGAUAGCCGGCUUUGUGGUAGUGUUUGUGGCAAAGGACUGGAGAUGGGUAGGACCAAAAGCGUAUCAGUCAUCGGAACUGAACAACCAAUGGGGAUCUGUUCAUGCGAUGUUGGGACUUAUCGCUUGUGUGGUUGCUUGGGCUCAACCGCUUAAUGCCGUUUUCAGAAAGUAUAAGAUUAUUCCUCGCGAAGAACUAUUUGUAUUGAAUUUUUUGGGGUUAUUAGUUGGCCAUCCUGACGGGAAAGGGCGAUGGCUUUUCAACAUCAUUCACGGAUUCUUCGGUUUUGGCAGCUGGCUUUGCGCAGACAGCCGGUUCCUCCAGGUGUUCAUCCUGUUGUUCUUCGUUGUGGUCGCCAUUGGUACGGCUGUAGCGAUAUCUGUGCUCAUCGGCUUGAAGCCAAUUGCUUGA
Molecule: messenger RNA, 543 nt
Organism: Cooperia oncophora
Lineage: Eukaryota; Metazoa; Nematoda; Chromadorea; Rhabditida; Trichostrongylidae
Source: the annotation of a GenBank genome assembly